AUGAUAUCUGCUAGCGGAUGGGUCCCGCGUGGAUUUGCUUCUGAAUUUCCCGAAAAGUACGAACUCGAUGACUCGGAAAUGGAGAGAAUCACUGCAAUGGCAAAACUUCAAUUGGAGGAAGCCACGGAAAACGGCGAUGAAGAAGACGAUUCCGCCGAACAAGUAUCCAAAAAACAAGCCAAGUUGGGCUCCCAAAUCGAUAUAGACGAUGAUUUGAAGGAGUAUGACUUGGAGAACUACGAUGAAGAAGAAGGAGAGUCCGAGGCAGCCACCAUGUUUCCCGGAAUGGAUGCCACUAUUCAAGACAACGGUGAAGAUGGAACAUACUUGACAUUGCCUACCGAGGAAGACAUGCAAGAAGAAAAACAGGAAUCACAAAUCUACCCCACAGACAACUUGGUUCUUGCCACGAGAACCGAGGACGAUAUUUCGUAUCUCGAUGUGUACAUUUACGACGAUGGAGCAGGCGCACCAGAGGGUGCUACCGAGGAAGAAGAAGACAAAUUUGACCAAGACGUGGCCAAGGGCUUGGUGAGAGAGUCAAGUUUGUAUGUGCAUCACGACUUGAUGCUUCCAGCAUUUCCAUUGUGUGUUGAGUGGAUUAAUUUCAGACCGGAUGCCAGUGAUAAGAUUGGUAACUUUGCAGCCAUUGGAACAUUUGACCCUCAGAUUGAAAUAUGGAACUUGGACUGCAUUGACAAGGCAUUUCCUGACAUGAUUUUGGGAGAACCGGAAGCUAACUCGCUUGCAGGAAUUAAGAAAAAGAACAAAAAGAAGAAGAAGAAGUCUCAGCAUACAACCACACAUCAUACCGAUGCUGUGCUUUCCUUAGCACACAACCAGAACCAACGCUCAGUCUUGGCUUCGACUUCGGCCGAUAAAACUAUCAAGUUGUGGGAUUUGAACCACGGCACAGCAGUGAGGUCCUUCAACUCUAUCCAUUCCAACAACACUGUUUCGUCUUCACAAUGGCAUUCGCAAGAGGCCUCUAUCUUACUUACCGGAGGAUACGACGGCACUUGUGCUGUUUCGGAUGUGAGAAUAUCGGAUGAGAGUAAAAUUUCAAGAAACUAUAAAGUGGGUCAAGGCGAAGAGGUUGAGAAUGUCGCUUGGGGCGCUACUCCCGAGAUUUUCUACGGAGGUACCGAUAGCGGAAACGUCUACUGCUUUGACAUCAGAGUCGCAGAAAAACCACUUUGGACUUUGCAUGCUCAUGAUGCAGGCAUUUCUUCAUUAUCUGUAAAUAAGAAUAUCCACGGAAUGUUAGCUACUUCCGCAAUGGGAGAGAAAGUUGUCAAGCUCUGGAAAUCACCAACUACCGAGUCUGGUCCCUCAAUGGUGUUGUCGAGAGAUUUUGGUCUUGGAAAUGUCUUGACAUCUUCAUUUGCUCCUGACAUCGAAGUCUCUGGUCAUUUAUGCGUUGGUGGUGUUAGCGGAGCAUUGAAGGUAUGGGAUGUUUUGUCCAAUAGAACUGUUCGAGGCAGCUUCCGCGACGAGUUGAAAGACUUGCGUACGAGAGCUAGAGAAGCUGCAAAAGAGCAAGGAAGAGCUUCAAGAAUUGCAAGAAAGUAUACAGGUGAAACCAAAGAGGAAACGAUUAUGACUGUUGAUGCAGGCGGGCUUGAUGAUGAGUCUGAUUCAGAGGAGGAAGUUGACGAAGAAGAGUAA
Molecule: messenger RNA, 1668 nt
Organism: Meyerozyma guilliermondii ATCC 6260
Lineage: Eukaryota; Fungi; Ascomycota; Pichiomycetes; Serinales; Debaryomycetaceae
Gene: PWP1
Product: rRNA-processing protein
Exons: 1
Coding region: 1-1668 (555 amino acids)
Biological process (GO): rRNA processing
Cellular component (GO): nucleus
Molecular function (GO): protein binding
Source: RefSeq, a predicted model, not a curated record